AAAGGCAGUGUUUUCAGACCAGACUCAGCUUGCAUAUAUUCAACAGGAUGCAACUACACAGCAGGUGACUGUGCUACUGCCAGCUGGUCAGAGCAUGAAUAGUACCAAUCUGGCAGUUCUCAGCAAUGUUACUGAGGCUCAGCAACCGCUAAGUAUGGAACCAGUUCCUCAGGUAAACCAGGCACCACUUUCUAUGCAGAACCAGGGAUUACCUCAGAUUAUUGGAGUUCGAAGUUCAAAUACAGUGGAUUCUCUAGGCAACUCCAUUGUGUCAAAUCACAGUUUGGAUUCUGAAGGAGAUGAGGAAGAGGACGAGGAGGAAGAAGAAGAAGCAGAAGACACUGAUAUGGAUGAAUGGGAACCAGGACCACCUCGCCCCUUUAACCCUCAGGAUCUGUGGUGUGAAGAAUGUAACUAUGCCCACCCGACUGUGUGUCCUAAGCAUGGCCCUCUACAUGCUAUACCAAACCGCCCUGUUUUCAGCAGAGCCAGAGCCAGCCUUCCACUCAUCCUGUAUAUCGACAGAUUUCUAGGUGGGGUCUAUUCCAAGAGGCGCAUCCCUAAACGUACCCAGUUUGGUCCUGUGGAGGGGCCUGUAGUGAAGCAGAGUGAGCUGAAGGAUAACUACAUUCAUUUAAAGAUUUGUUCAGAAGAAGAGAACAAAAUAGGACGUCCACAAGAAGAUCUGUGGUAUGAGCUCUCUGAUGAAAAUAUUUGUAACUGGAUGAUGUUUGUGCGACCAGCAAAGAAUCACCUAGAACAGAACCUGGUAGCUUAUCAGCAUGGAAGCAGCAUUUAUUUCACCACAAUAAAAAAUAUUGAGCCCAGACAGGAGCUUCGGGUUUGGUAUGCAGCGUCGUAUGCUCAGUUUGUCAGUCAAAAGAUAUAUGCUAUAUCAGAAGAGGAGAGAAAAGUACUUCGUGAGCAGGAAAAGAACUGGCCAUGCUUUGAAUGCAGCAGGCGUUUCAUGAGCUCAGAGCAGUUGCAGCAACAUCUCAACAUGCAUGAUGACAAGCUGGACUACUUCCACAGGGCAAAAGGCAGAGGUCGAGGUCGUGGGAAAAGGAGAUUUGGUCCAGGUCGAAGGCCAGGGCGCCCUCCUAAAUUCAUCCGCCUGGAAGUCCCCAGUGACGGCACUGAAAAUGUUGAAGAUCAACCUCAGGAGGUUCUGCAGUUUCCUGUGAAAGAUCAGCCUGAAGAGGAUGAGCAGACUACCCAGAAUGGACUUGAUCAGGAGAAGCAGAGUCCACAUCCACAGCUGGUGCAGGAGUCCAGACAAGAACAGCAGCAGCAGCCUGAGGAACAAUCCCAACCUCUGAGGCAGCAGGUGCCAGAACAGAAAUCAACAGUAGUGAGCAACAUCACGGCCGAAGACAUGAUGCGAGCAAAGCGCAUACGGCUGGAACUGCAGAAUGCAGCACUCCAGCACCUGUUCAUUCGCAAAAGCUUUCGUCCAUUCAAAUGCUUGCAGUGUGGAAAGGCAUUCAGGGAAAAAGACAAGUUGGACCAGCACUUACGGUUUCAUGGCCGAGAAGGCAACUGCCCCCUGACUUGUGAUAUCUGCAACAAGGGGUUCAUAAACAGCACUGCACUGGACACACACAUGAAAUUCCACUUGGACCAGAAAACAUACUCUUGUAUCUUCUGCCCAGAAUCUUUUGAUCGAUUGGACCUGCUUAAGGAUCAUGUGGCUGUACAUGUCACAGAUGGACACUUCACCUGUCCUACCUGUAAAAAACUCUUCCCUGACUUUAUCCAGGUGAAAAAGCAUGUACGGAGCUUCCACUCAGAAAAGAUCUACCAAUGUACAGAGUGUGACAAGGCCUUUUGUCGACCUGACAAAUUGCGGUUGCAUAUGCUACGGCAUUCUGAUCGGAAGGAUUUUCUCUGCUCAGCAUGUGGCAAACAGUUUAAGAGAAAGGACAAACUGAGAGAACAUAUGCAAAGGAUGCACAACCCAGAGAGGGAGGCAAAGAAAGCAGAUCGAAUCCACCGUUCCAAAGCUUUCAAACCUAAGAUCCCUUCUACAGACUAUGAGAACUUCAUGUUCAAGUGCCGUCUUUGCAUGAUGGGUUUCAGGAGACGGGGCAUGCUGGUGAAUCACUUGUCUAAGCGGCAUCCUGAAAUGAGGAUCGAUGAAGUUCCUGAGUUAACCCUGCCAAUCAUUAAGCCCAAUCGUGACUACUUCUGUCAGUACUGCGAGAAGGUUUAUAAAAGUGCCAGUAAACGAAAGGCCCACAUCUUGAAGAAUCAUCCAGGUUCUGAGCUCCCUCCUAGCAUAAGGAAGCUACGUCCUGCUGGUCCUGGAGAACCGGAUCCCAUGUUGAGCACGCACACACAGCUAACUGGAACAAUUGCUGUAGCGCCAGUCUGCUGCCCACAUUGCUCCAAGCAGUACAGUAGCAAGACAAAAAUGGUUCAGCAUAUUCGAAAAAAGCAUCCAGAGCUGGUCCAGCUUCCUAACUCAAUCCAAGCACCCAUAGCAACAGCAGUGAUCAGUACAGCACCAGCAGUGUUAACGACGGACAGUGCAACAGGAGAAACAGUAGUGACAACAGAUCUGCUGACACAAGCAAUGACUGAGCUGUCCCAGACUCUCACAACAGACUACCGCACCACUCAAGGAGAUUAUCAGCGAAUUCAGUAUAUUCCAGUGUCCCAGUCUACAGCAGGAGGUAUUCAGCAACCGCAGCACAUUCAGCUCCAGGUGGUCCAAGUAGCACAGGCUUCAUCUCCACACCAGUCACAGCAUUCCACAGUGGAUGUUGCUCAGCUGCAUGAUAGUUAUACCCAACAUGCCAUCCAGGUACAACACAUCCAGGUGACGGAGCAGACCCCUUCUGGCCAGACAUCGGCGCAGGUGUCAGGGCAACCACUGAGCCCAUCUUCCCAACCAGCUCAGCCAGACCUGAGUCCCUCCCAGAUGCAGGGAACAACUUCAAAUCAGAAUCAUGGACUCCAGCAAGCCCCCAAUGCUAGUGUGCAGCACACUUAUUUGCCAAACACAUGGAAUUCAUUCCGAAAUUACUCCCCUGAGAUUCAAAUGAUGACUAUCCCCCAAGGCCAGUAUGUUAUUGCCGAGGCACCUGUAAGCACUGUGAACACAGGACAAGUGAAGGCUGUUACACAGACACACUAUGUAAUAUCGGAAGGACCGCCUGACCUGGAUUCAAAACAGAACACACCACUCAGUGACAAUGUGCAAGUACCUUCACAUCCAGACACCAUGGAACAACCACCAACCAGUCAGCAGGCAACCCAGUAUAUUAUCACUACAACCACUAAUGGUAGUGAUAGUGAAGUGCACAUUUCAAAGUCAUAGCCCUAAUUUGGUAUUCCCUGGCACAUACCUUUGGAACUGAUGGAAGUAUUAAGACUGAGGACUCGAGAGCUCUGAACUCCACAUUUGCGCAAGUGCCGAAUUUAAUUAACUAAAUUUGAGUGUCAAGAUGAACCUUUUAUUUUUUUUUCCAUUAAAAUGGAACCAACCAUGCAAAACUGUUAAUUUCAAGAAGACAGAAGAACAUUUACAGCAUGCUUAAUUUAUAAAUUUUAAAGACUUAAACUCUAAGCAGAAACUUGGAGACGGGUGGUGCUAAAAAUGUCUUCAUCUUCUGUCCUCCUGGAAGUUAUUGCAAUGUGCUGCUCUGGCAUAAUGUUGAUAUGUCUUUUUUAUUAUAUGAGAGAUUAACUCUGUACAGUUAAUUUAAUUCCCAAAAAUAAAAAAAGUAAAAUCUGA
This is a messenger RNA of Protopterus annectens (West African lungfish), 3739 nucleotides long. It is a transcript of the gene PRDM10, whose product is annotated as PR/SET domain 10. The coding region runs from base 95 to 3322 and encodes 1075 amino acids. The transcript is spliced from 21 exons. Lineage: Eukaryota; Metazoa; Chordata; Ceratodontiformes; Protopteridae. Gene Ontology annotation, cellular component: nucleus. The record is from RefSeq and is a predicted model, not a curated record. Gene Ontology annotation, molecular function: protein binding.